Molecule: messenger RNA, 765 nt
Organism: Drosophila rhopaloa
Lineage: Eukaryota; Metazoa; Arthropoda; Insecta; Diptera; Drosophilidae
Exons: 1
Coding region: 68-625 (185 amino acids)
Source: RefSeq, a predicted model, not a curated record
GUCACUCCAAAAGGGAGCAUAAAAUAUAAACUGAAAGUAAAAGCAAACUCCCAGCAAUUGUUCGGCAAUGGGUGCCAACAACAGCAAGCCGCAGACGGUGCAGAUGGCCAAUCCGAUGGCAUUUGAGAUUACUCGAGAUGUGGUGGAAAGAAUUGAUCAGGCCACCGCCAAAAACAGUAAAUUGGGUUCCACCCUCUGCGAGAAAUGUAAACAGAAGAACAAAUUAGGGUCAGGUUCCGACGUUCCCAAUACGAUGCAACACAAACCAAGGGAAGUUCAGGACAUGCAGCCAGUUCCAGUGGCCAAGUCCUGGAAAAAGCGCUCCCUGGAGGUCGAGGAAACGGAAUUCGGAAGAUCCUUGCAGCGGGUUCAAGAGCUCUUUGGUAAGCCCGUAAAAUGGGCAAAGGAGUGUGAGGGCGAGAUCGGAAAGUUCGAGGAGGAACUGAUCCACUGCUAUCAACGGUACCCCAACGAACCCCUGCAGUGCUCCAAUUUGGCCAGACGGUAUCACCGAUUCGUGUUUGCCAGACAGAACGCCGAAAUAUCCAAAAUAAGGGUGGAUCCAGAGGGCUCCGGUGAACCCAGGACUUCUAGGUCAUCCAAAAAUACUAAAAAUCCACAUUAGACCCACCUAAAAAUAAUUUAUUUUAAUGCCUGACGCGAUUUUGAAUCUGUCUAUCUAUAUCAACUAUUUUCCAUGGGCUCAAGAAACACCAAGCUAAUGUAUUCAAUUAUGUCUAAUCGCCGGAAUUCGAAAUAAAAUAU